CAUAUCGUAAAUAUACCCAGCAUGUAACCGGUUCGCUGCAUAUUUCCAACGUUGCCCUGGCGUCUGGCGCCAGUGGGAAGUUGUUUUUGAAAAUGCACAACCAGAAGUUUACCGUUGCGACUCUGAGCACUGCGACGCCUCAAGCAUCACUGGAUCUUAACUUUAGCGACGGCGAUCGUGUAUACUUCUAUGCGGUCGGCAAUGGCCAUCUGAGCAUCUUGGGCUAUGCGCUGAGCAUACAGCAACCGGCUAGCUAUGUGUCCUAUCGCAAUAUGCCGCCCGGCGGACUACAUGCAGAUAGCUGGUUCUAUGAUGGCGAUGAGGAUAGCGCCGAUAGCGUUGCUACCUAUAGGACCUUGUCCGAUAGCUACAUGCUUGAUAGUUCCGAGGACAGCAUGGAUAGCAGCCACACUCAAAGUGCGCCGGAAGCUGACAAUAGAUCGACCGAGACCGACGAGAACAAAGCAAAUUCGCAAGUGGAUACCGUGUAUGAGCUGAGCAGCGACAAUGAACGCCCAGGCGUAAUCAUUGAAGAAUUGUAUCCAACGCCAGCUACAGAGGAUCGCGAGGCCCAGACAUCAACCGGACUAAAUACAAUGCCGCAGAGUAUUGAGGUUAUAAUUGUGAAUGAAGAUGUUAAUGAAGUUGAAUAUGUAAAUGUAGAUGUCAACGAAGUUGACACUCAAGAGAUUAACGAAAAUGACGAUAGGAAUGCCGAGAUUGCUAAUGAUUAUGAUGAGAAUGAGAAUGUGAUUGAUGCGGAACAGAACGACAACGAUGGGACGAAUGAUGAGAAUUAUCCUAUUGAAUCAUCCGCUUCCACUGAUGAACAUCAAUCUCCGCCGGCCAAAAGAACCAGACUAUCGAGUGCUAGCGAUGCCGAGCAAUAAGAUCUUAUGAAUAAAAUAAUUA
Molecule: messenger RNA, 912 nt
Organism: Drosophila arizonae
Lineage: Eukaryota; Metazoa; Arthropoda; Insecta; Diptera; Drosophilidae
Source: RefSeq, a predicted model, not a curated record